CAGACGGUCUACCUGGUCAUGGAUCACCUGCUGAUGGUGUUGGUGUUGCUGUGCAGCUCAGGACUCCAGGCUGAAGAUGAUCACCAAUCAGAGACUGUCAGGUUGGUGGGAGGAGCCAGUCGCUGUGCAGGUACACUGGAGGUGAAACAUGGAGAGUGGAGACCAGUGAGUUACUCUGUCUGGACCCUGAAGGAAGCAAAUGUCAUGUGUAGAUAUCUGGACUGUGGCUCUGCUCUUUUAACAAGAAGCAGAUAUGAGGUCCCAAAGAUGUCUGUAUGGAGGCUCAGACCAGACUGUGUUCGGUCUGGAUCUGCACUGAUGGACUGUGUAUCAUCAGAUUCUUCUAAUCAUAUCCGGGAGCUCACCUGCUCAGACUCUGUCAGGCUGGUGAAUGGGACUAGUCUGUGUUCAGGCAGACUGGAGGUGAAGUCUGAGCAGUCGUGGUCCUCAGUGUGUGAAGCUGACUUUGACCAGCAGGAUGCAGAUGUGGUCUGUAGGGAGCUUGACUGUGGGACUUCUUUAGUCAUCCAGGGGGCACUCUAUGGAGAAGUGGAGGCUCCAAUGUGGACCAAAGAGUUCCAGUGUGGAGGCAAUGAGUCUGCUCUCCUGGACUGUGAACGAUCAAACUCAGCUACAAGAACCUGCUCACCUGGUAAAGCUGUUGGACUCACCUGCUCAGAGCCUUUCAGAUUGGUGGGAGGAGCCAGUCGCUGUGCAGGUACACUGGAGGUGAAACAAGGAGUGUGGAGACCAUUAAGAUACUCUGACUGGACCCUGAAUGAAGCAGAUGCAAUAUGUAGAAAUCUGGACUGUGGCUCUGCUGUUUCAACAAGAAGCAGAAGGCUAGACUCAGACAGACCUGUAUGGGUGAUCAGUUCUGACUGUCUUCGUUCUGGAUCUGCACGGAGGAGCUGUGUAUCAUCAUCAUAUUUAUCGUCCUCCAUCUUGGAGAUCACCUGCUCAGACUCUGUCAGGCUGGUGAAUGGGUCUAGACUGUGUUCAGGCAGACUGGAGGUGAAGUCUGAGCAGUCGUGGUCCUCAGUGUGUGAAGCUGACUUUGACCAGCAGGAUGCAGAGGUGGUCUGUAGGGAGCUUGGCUGUGGGACUCCUUCAGUCCUCCAGGGGGCGCUCUAUGGAGAAGUGGAGGCUCCAAUGUGGACCAAAGAGUUCCAGUGUGGAGGCCAUGAGUCUGCUCUCCUGGACUGUAGAAGAUCAGACUCAGCUAGAAGAACCUGCUCACCUGGUAAAGCUGUUGGACUCACCUGCUCAGACCUGCAUCCUGUCAGGUUGGUGGGAGGAGCCAGUCGCUGUGCAGGUACACUGGAGCUGAAACAUGGAGAGUGGAGACCAGUGAGUUACUCUGACUGGACCCUGAAGAAAGCAGACGUACUAUGUAGAUAUUUGGACUGUGGCUCUGCUGUUUCAAUAGGAAGCAGAAAUGAAGCCUCACACAGAUCUGUAUGGUGGAUCAGAUCUGACUGUUUUCUGUCUGAAUCUUCCCUGAUGGACUGUGUAUCAUCACGUUCAUCUUCCUCCAUAGUGGAGCUCACCUGCUCAGACUCUGUCAGGCUGGUGAAUGGGACUAGUCUGUGUUCAGGCAGACUGGAGGUGAAGUCUGAGCAGUCGUGGUCCUCAGUGUGUGAACCUGACUUUGACCAGCAGGAUGCAGAGGUGGUUUGUAGGGAGCUUGGCUGUGGGACUCCUUUAGUCCUCCAGGGGGCGCUCUAUGGAGAAGUGGAGGCUCCAAUGUGGACCAAAGAGUUCCAGUGUGGAGGCAAUGAGUCUGCUCUGCUGGACUGUAGAAGAUCAGACUCAGCUAGAAGAACCUGCUCACCUGGUAAAGCUGUUGGACUCACCUGCUCACCAGAGCCUGUCAGGUUGGUGGGAGGAGCCAGUCGCUGUGCAGGUACACUGGAGAUGAAACAUGGAGAGUGGAGACCAGUGAGUUACUCUGUCUGGACCCUGAAGGAAGCCGCUAUAAUAUGCAGACAUCUGGACUGUGGCUCUGCUCUUUCAAUAAGCAGCAGAAAUGAAUACUCAUACAGAUCUCUAUGGAGCAUCAGUUCUGACUGUGUUCAGUCUGGAUCUGCACUGAGGGACUGUGCAUCAUCAUAUUCCUCUUACUUCAUCAUGGAAAUCACCUGCUCAGACUCUGUCAGGCUGGUGAAUGGGACUAGUCUGUGUUCAGGCAGACUGGAGGUGAAGUCUGAGCAGUCGUGGUCCUCAGUGUGUGAAGCUGACUUUGACCAGCAGGAUGCAGAGGUGGUCUGUAGGCAGAUUGACUGUGGGGCUCCUUCAGUCCUCCAGGGGGCGCUCUAUGGAGAAGUGGAGGCUCCAAUGUGGACCAAAGAGUUCCAGUGUGGAGGCAAUGAGUCUGCUCUCCUGGACUGUAGAAGAUCAAACUCAGCUAGAAGAACCUGCUCACCUGGUAAAGCUGUUGGACUCACCUGCUCAGAGCCUGUCAGGUUGGUGGGAGGAGCCAGUCGCUGUGCAGGUACACUGGAGGUGAAAUAUGGAGAGUGGAGACCAGUGUGGUACUAUGACUGGAUCCCGAAGGAUGCAGAUGUAAUAUGUAGAUAUUUGGACUGUGGCUCUGCUGUUUCAACAAGAAGCAGAGAUGAAGCCUCAAGCAGAUCUACAUGGUGGUUCAGAUCUGACUGGCUUCAUUCUGCUUCUGAUGUGAGGGACUGUGUGUUCUCAUAUUCCUCUUCCUCCAUCUUGGAGCUCACUUGCUCAGACUCUGUCAGGCUGGUGAAUGGGACUAGUCUGUGUUCAGGCAGACUGGAGGUGAAGUCUGAGCAGACGUGGUCCUCAGUGUGUGAAGCUGACUUUGACCAGCAGGAUGCAGAGGUGGUCUGUAGGGAUCUUGGCUGUGGGGCUCCUUCAGUCCUCCAGGGGGCGCUCUAUGGAGAAGUGGAGGCUCCAAUGUGGACCAAAGAGUUCCAGUGUGGAGGCAAUGAGUCUGCUCUCCUGGACUGUAGAAGAUCAAACUCAACUAGAAGAACCUGCUCACCUGGUAAAGCUGUUGGACUCACCUGCUCAGAUCCUGUCAGGUUGGUGGGAGGAGCCAGUCGCUGUGCAGGUACACUGGAGCUGAAAUAUGGAGAGUGGAGACCAGUCGGUGGAAAAUUCUAUGACUGGACCCUGAAGAAAGCAGAUGCAAUAUGUAGAUCUCUGGAUUGUGGCUCUGCUGUUUCUACAGGAAUCAGAAAUGUACACUCAUACCGUAUGUCUGUAUGGUGGAUCAGCUCUGAGUGUCUUCAACCUGGAUCUGCACUGAUGGACUGUGCAUCAUCAUCAGGUUCUUCUUCCUCCAUCUUGGAGAUCACCUGUUCAGGAUGCAGAGGUGGUCUGUAG
This is a messenger RNA of Scomber scombrus (Atlantic mackerel), 3357 nucleotides long. Its product is annotated as scavenger receptor cysteine-rich type 1 protein M130-like. Gene Ontology annotation, cellular component: membrane. Lineage: Eukaryota; Metazoa; Chordata; Actinopteri; Scombriformes; Scombridae. The transcript is spliced from 15 exons. The record is from RefSeq and is a predicted model, not a curated record. The coding region runs from base 19 to 3357 and encodes 1112 amino acids.